UGGCAGGUGAUGUUCUUUCACAAUGGCUACUUGUGGGAAUUAAUAGGUGGGUCAGGUGCGCGCUGUUGUGUACAGUUGUGCUAGUCAGAGCUGUUGAGUGUGUACUUCAUUUAUAGAUACUAACGGAUUAGAACACAAUGGCGCCAGGAUUCUCGACACGAGCUGAAGGCUCUGGUUAGAACACAACUCCACGGAUUAGCCCACAGCUCGUGCCUCCUCCUCUGCAUGGAGUUCUUGAUCACAUGACCGAAAGUGGCCGAUUUGGGCUCGCGCAAAAGGAGAGCGUCCCCAAACACACACACACACAAAAAUAAUAAUAAUCAGCAUACACUUCCCAAAAUCCAAUUUUACUACAACUUUUAAUGACAUUUCCUUUCGGUUUGAUUGCAGAACUUUUUUUUUUUUAAACAUUUUUACGGAAUACAUUUUCGUUAUACUGGAAGAAUUUUGGCGCACGAAGUUUAAUAAGCGGCCGACAUGGAAAUUGGGAAGCUGGGACCGAGCGGCGGAAAAGCCACACAACGGAGAGCUUAUUCAGUUCUCUAACGCGGAAAAUAAGCGAUCUCGAGGGCAGACGUGGUGGAUUUUGACGACUUCUCGGGACGUUCUGCCUCUUGCUUGCUCUCCCGAGUAUUUGAUUCAAAGUUGAGGGGGCAAAAUGGCGGCCGAUUCCGUGCAGUGUAUUUUUGGAAGAUGAAGGAAAUAAUGCGAGCUCUAGUCGGAGGAAAAUGUUGGUUAUCGUGGGGUUUUUGACAGCAGAGCUCCACGCUGUCCCACCCAUGAGCUGUACUGGCUGAUUCUUUAUGGCUGAGGGUGAUGCUCAAAGUCACAUGGUUUCGGAUCGUCUGAGCCUGAUGGGUCUCAGCGUGGACCUGUCUGACACCAUGGUGCAGCAGAAGCUGGACGAGAUCAAGGACGAGAUCAAGCGUGAGCUCCGUAAAGAGCUCAAGAUCAAGGAAGGAGCGGAGAACCUGCGCAAAGCCACCACCGACAAGAAGAGCCUGGCUUACGUGGACAAUAUGCUGAAGAAGAGCAAUAAGAAGGUGGAGGAGCUGCACCAGGAGCUGCAGGAACUCAACGCCCAUAUAGUAGUCAAAGACCCUGACGAGCUUCGAGUUUCAGAGUGCCCUUUGACUCCAGACACUCCAUGCAGCACCAACAGCAGUCGCCUGGCCGCACUCAAGAAGCAGAACGACAUCGAGCUCAAAGUGAAGCAAGGUGCUGAGAAUAUGAUACAGAUGUACUCCAACGGUUCCUACAAGGAUCGUAAGCUACUUGCCAUGGCCCAGCAAAUGCUCCAGGACAGCAAGACCAAAAUCGAGUUCAUCCGGAUGCAGAUCCUCAAAGCGAGUCAGACCAAUGAGACGAGUUACGAGAACAAUGAAGUGCCUACAAACAAGUCUAUAAUCAGUCCUCUGGAUUUGCGGCUGGAGGAGCUGCGACAUCACUUCCGGAUCGAGUCUGCCGUGGCCGAGGGAGCCAAGAACGUCAUGAAGCUGCUCGGUUCAGGGAAAGUCACGGAGAAAAAAGCUCAUUCAGAGGCCCAGUCACGCUUUAACGAGUCGAGUCAGAAGCUGGACCUGCUGAGGUUUUCUCUGGAGCAGAGGCUGAGCGAGCUACCACAGAGCCACCCAAAGGCCAGCUUGAUCUCAGAUGAGCUCUUCAUGGCGGCGACGCCUCAGAGCCCACGCCAGAGCAUCAUCUCCUCUCACAACCAGUAUAGCACUGUGGCUAAACCAGCAGCUCUCACAGGAACAUUGGAGGUGAGGCUCAUGGGCUGUCAGGAUCUGCUGGAGAAUGUUCCAGGCCGGUCUAAAGCAGCAUCUGUGUCCCUGCCAGGCUGGAGCCCGAGUGAAACACGCUCCUCCUUCAUGAGCCGAACAAACAAGAACAAAUCAGGCAGCAGCAGAAACCUUUCCAAAGCGGACGAGCUGUCCAAUGAGAUCAGCGCUGUUCUGAAACUGGACAACACAGUUGUGGGGCAGACGAGCUGGAAACCAGUCAGCAAUCAGUCCUGGGACCAAAAAUUCACACUGGAGCUCGAUCGGUCUCGUGAGCUGGAGAUCUCUGUGUACUGGAGGGACUGGCGGGCUCUGUGUGCCGUCAAAUUCCUGAGGCUGGAGGACUUCCUGGACAACCAGCGUCAUGGCAUGUGCCUCUACCUGGAGCCUCAAGGAACUCUGUUUGCUGAGGUUACAUUUUUCAAUCCAGUCAUCGAGAGGCGACCAAAGCUACAAAGGCAAAAGAAAAUCUUCUCAAAACAGCAAGGUAAAACAUUCCUGCGUGCACCUCAGAUGAACAUCAACAUUGCCACAUGGGGGCGUUUGAUGAGAAGAGCAGUCCCAUCAGUCAACAAUUCCUUCAAUCCUCAGGUGACUGGGCUCGGAUCAGCGCUGAGCCCUGAAGCGGGAAUCCUCGGCCACCCUGACUCGCCGUCUCUGUCCAGUGAUACGACCGUGACCAAAUUAGACUUUGACAAAGGUGCCACCCCUCCUCCAAAACGCCACCCCACCCCUGCUGCUGAGCUCGAAGAAGAGGAAGAAGAACCACCAUCACAAGAAAAAAUCCCUGACGGAAAUGAGGUGCAGGAUGCAUUAGCCACAUUUGACUUCCUGAACGACAGCCGGAACAGUACGGUGUCCAAGCCGGAAUAUGGUAAUCAAGUGGAAGAGGAAAUUCAGCAGCCUGAUCUAGAGCUUACCGAGCAACACCAUAUUGAACCAAGGGAAGAGCUGGACGUCCAGUUCAGUCUCAAAGACUUUUCUUGUGUGGCUGUUCUGGGCCGUGGACACUUUGGAAAGGUCUUACUGGCAGAGUACAGGAGCACUGGGGAAAUGUUUGCCAUCAAAGCUCUGAAGAAAGGGGAUAUUGUUGCUCGUGAUGAAGUUGACAGUCUGAUGUGUGAGAAGAGGAUCUUCGAGACGGUCAACAGUGUCCGGCACCCGUUCCUGGUCAAUCUCUUUGCUUGCUUCCAGACCAAGGAGCAUGUGUGUUUUGUAAUGGAGUAUGCAGCAGGAGGAGACCUGAUGAUGCACAUCCAUGCUGACGUGUUCUCAGAGCCACGUGCAAUAUUCUAUGCUGCCUGUGUGGUCUUGGGUCUGCAGUUUCUGCACGAGCAUAAAAUAGUAUACAGGGACUUGAAGCUGGAUAACCUGUUGCUGGAUACUGAAGGAUAUGUAAAGAUUGCUGACUUUGGGCUCUGCAAAGAAGGAAUGGGCUUUAGAGAUCGCACGAGUACAUUCUGUGGCACUCCUGAGUUCUUGGCUCCUGAGGUCCUGACAGAAACUUCAUACACACGGGCCGUGGACUGGUGGGGUUUGGGUGUGCUUAUCUUUGAGAUGUUGGUUGGAGAGUCUCCAUUUCCAGGUGAUGAUGAAGAGGAGGUGUUCGAUAGUAUUGUCAACGAUGAAGUCCGUUACCCACGAUUCCUCUCCACAGAGGCGAUCUCCAUAAUGAGACGACUGUUGAGGAGAAAUCCCGAGCGGCGCCUCGGUGCAGGAGAGCGAGACGCUGAAGAAGUGAAGAAGCAUCCGUUUUUUAGAAACAUGGACUGGGCUGCCUUGUUGGCUAAGAAGACCCGGCCUCCGUUCAUCCCCACCAUUAAAGGACGGGAGGACGUUAGUAACUUUGAUGAUGAGUUCACUUCAGAGGUUCCGAUCCUGACCCCACCACGUGAGCCCAGAAUCCUGACCGCCUCAGAGCAGGAGCUCUUCAUAGACUUCGACUACAUUGCUGACUGGUGUUAGCUUUUCCAGCUGACCAUCAACAGCCCACACACACUCAAUACUGUGAAGCAAACGGACAAACGAGGCUCAUCGCCAGAGAACGUCUCUGUAAGGACCACUUCCCUCUCUCUGCUUUUAGCUGUGUUUUUUUGUUUGUUUGUUUUUUGCGCCCCCCCCCCCCCCCCCCCCCCCCCAAAAAAAAAAAAAAAAAAAAAAAGAGUACUGAAGUCUUCCAUGCAGCUGGAAAAGUCACGGUAACCCAACAUGGCGCUUUUUUUGUGGUCAAGAGCACUGGGAUUUCUCAUGAGUAGUCUCCACAUUUACAAGUUCUCUUCUUUAAUGAAGUCCUCUUUUGCUGGCUGUUCAGAGAAAACACUACAGAGCUUGUGUUCCAAGCUAAUAAUGCGUUCAUUUUCUAAAGAAGAAAAAAAAACACAAAGUCUAACCGAGUGAAACACUACAAAGACUUGUUUUUUGAAGCUCAUGGACAAUCCCCACUUUACAACACUUAUCUUUUAAUCCGCAUAUUUAUUUAGUGUCUUCCUCCCCAUGGUGCCUUAAACUCAUCACAGAUAGAGGACUUCCAGAAAGUCAGCAUCAGGUACUGAAAACCUCCAGCACAGCACACACCGCCAAACCAGUUCAUUAUGCAAUCUGAGGAGUCCUUGGCCAAGACCACCCAACAGACCAACUUCAGUCUUGACUUAAAGAUGAAAAAAUUUCAUCUUUGGUGGUUUUCAGACUUAAUUUCCACUUAAAUAUGUAUUCGUAUCAUUACUGAAAAAAGUGUAACUUAUAGUUUUAUAUUAUAUUUUUAGGAAAUUAGCAUCUUGGAUCUGCUGUAUGGUAUGCAUAUGUGUGUGUUUUUUUUUGUUUUGUUUUUUAACUAUAUGAAUUUUAUGGUUAUCAUUAAGGAGAGGGCAGCUCAAAUCACAGAGCAAUCAUAAACCUGACAAAUGGAAUGUAAAAAUGUAUAUUCAUCAAAAAGAACACAAAAGUGUAUAUUUUUGGCACAUGGACCUGCCAAAGCAGCCUGUAUUUUUAAUAGUCUGUUUUUAAAAUGAUGAUCAUAGGGACUCUUCCAGAUCGUUCCUGACGUUCGGUCAAAGAUGUUUUCACACAGUUUGUUGUUCUGUGUGCCAAGCAAUAAUCCUGUUUUGAAAAUCAGGAAGUGGACAUUUGGGCAUUGCCCGACGUUCCUCAUAGAUGAAAUCCCUGGAUACAAGUGUCUAAUCCAUGGACCGCUAACAUGCAACAGACUCUUCCCCUCUGUCAGAAGAAGCUCUUAUAGACUCUUGCCAAUGAUUUCACUCUGUGUAUCACCAACCCUUUUUCAAAUACACUCUGUACCCACAA
Messenger RNA from Ictalurus punctatus (channel catfish), 5081 nucleotides. It is a transcript of the gene pkn2b, whose product is annotated as protein kinase N2b. Gene Ontology annotation, molecular function: ATP binding; protein serine/threonine kinase activity; small GTPase binding. The record is from RefSeq and is a predicted model, not a curated record. Gene Ontology annotation, biological process: signal transduction; protein phosphorylation. The transcript has 23 exons. NCBI's taxonomy places the organism in Eukaryota, Metazoa, Chordata, Actinopteri, Siluriformes, Ictaluridae. The coding region runs from base 804 to 3746 and encodes 980 amino acids.